UCCACAGUUGAUUCUUUGGGAAGGUAUUGUCAUGCAUAUAAAGGACGCGUAAAAUAUUCCCCCAGAGCGCAGAGCAGGGCAGAGACUCGCGGAUCGCACGCAGGACACAGACCUGGGCCACACGGUGGAUUUCUAUCGCUUUCGUCGCCACGGACCCGUCCAUCUGUCACAGACGCCCUGGCCACACGAGCAGCGACUUAUUGCCUGGACGUGUAGCCAGGAAACAGGUGGGAACGUUUAAGGAAAACCUGUGGGGACCCGGUAACGAGGAGGCUGCCCUGUGGAGAUCCUACUUCCAGUUUCCCCUCAGAGAAGUCGGAGGUGUCCCUCUUCUCCAUCCCCCUGCGAUAGGCGACCUGCUGCUGCUACAGAGGGGGAACUUCAUCUAGAGACCCUGGACCUCUCGAGAGCACCCCUUAAUGCUUUAGGGAUUUAUAGGAUCUCUCAAUUUAUUUACCUUUUUGCACACCGAGUGUGUUAUUUUCUCUAUUGUCCUUUUUGGGAUAUAUACAGUGAGCAUUUUUUGUCUUUAAGUACCUUAAAGUGCCUUAAUAACUGGUUGUAGUCCAGUGUAACUGUGGCAUUGUUACCAGACCAGAGACGCUCAGCAGGGAGAAGACGUUACCAUCAACUUUAGAGCUCCGGGCAGGAUUACGUGUUCCCCCACCAUCCAGCGCGCUGCAACCAUGAGCCAGGCGGAGGUGUCGACGUGCUCCGCGCCGCAGAGGGUUUUCCAGGAGGCGGUGAAGAAGGGCAACACCAAGGAGCUGCACUCGUUGCUGCAGAACAUGACGAACUGCGAGUUCAACGUCAACUCCUUCGGGCCGGAGGGACAGACGGCCCUGCACCAGUCCGUCAUAGACGGCAACCUGGAGCUGGUAAAACUGCUGGUGAAGUUUGGCGCAGACAUCCGACUGGCCAACAGGGAAGGGUGGAGCGCUUUACACAUCGCCGCCUUCGGGGGCCACCAAGACAUUGUGCUAUACCUCAUCACCAAGGCCAAGUACUCCUCUGGCGCCCGGUGAUCUGUCUCUGCUGUCAGGUAAAAAAAAAAAGAAAAAAAAAGACAAAUAACAGAACAACAGCAACAAUAAGUGGAAAAAAUCGAAAUGCAACACAUGCGGGAAAGCCAGGCUCUUUUCAAAACUGCCAUUAUCUACAUAGUUGUGCCAAAUUAUAUAUAUAUUCAUAUAUAAAAGGAAAUGCAUAAACAGGCCUGCACAAUAACCCUCCCUCACUGUAAACCAAACGGGGCCCUCUCUGCACCUCUGAGUGAAGCCACCACAUGGUUCACACACACACACACACACACACACACACACACACACACACACACACACACACACACACACACACACACACUCAGCACGAAUCUUGAACAAAAAAAAGAAAAACGCCACUUCGGUGAGUUUGUUGGUACUAAAGCUUUCCUCUUGAAUGUGUCUACUAUAGAUCGUGUGGUCCACUAGAAGAGCAGCCUGUGUGUGUGUGUGUGUGUUAGGACUCAGGAGUGCAGAUGGCCCAGUUUUUUCUCCUCUAUCCAUGACCUCCCAUCCUCAGUACAGUUGAAUAGUUUCUUUGUGGGGGGAGGGGGGAGGGGGGGUGUGUGCACAGAUUUGACCUGUUGCCCCUCAUGCAUUGUUCACUUGUAAAAAAAAUCCUCUUUUUCUAAGUUAUUUGAUAUGAAACACGGCACUUGAUGCUACAUGGCUGCAUGCUGGAAUAUCUGAAAGGGAAGACACACGAGCAAGAGAAGAAGGGUUGCCCUCUGUUGGCUACCAGAGGCCUAUAUUUCUUUAAUGAAUCAAUUUUUUUUUUUUUUUAACUCAAAGAGCGGCAUUAUGGCUAUCCAACACGCUUUCCAGAUGUGUAAUCAUGAUGUAACAACAACUGGCUUCAUCGAUGUUGUGAAGUACUGUACACAAUAGCUUUACUAUUAUUAUUUUUAUUUUAUUUUUAAAGAGAAAAAGAAAGAGACAGUAGCUGAGUGCACUGUGCCUCCUCUGCCGUGCUGGCGUCCAACUCUUUCCUGGCCAGUGCGACCACUUUGCCAAUGGUCACUGUGUUACUAAAAAAGAAAAACCGCUGCUUUCGCUUUGUAUCAAAAGAAAAAGAAAGAAAGAAAGAAAGAAAGAGUCGCAUUUGGAAUUCACUUUAUAAUCUCCUUUCAGUAUUUUAUUAACAUCCUAGUCAUCACUGUGAAAGCAGGCUGGGUUAUUAUUUUUUUUUUCUAUUUAUGAAGGUACAUUGAGAAGAUGCAUUUUUGAAUAUGUUGUGGUUCUUCUUUUAAAAAAAACAAACAAAAAUCUAUGAGUGUAAGAAUAUCUAAGGGUGACUCAAGCUGCUUCAGACUCGUAGUAUAUAAACUGUCCCGUGUGGAGGAAACCCUGCCACCCUCACCCACCACCACCAUCACCCCAGAAACCCAACUCCCCCCCCCUCUAGCCUGUUGACCCUCCAGAGGACUGUCUCCACCCCCCUCCUCCCAUUUAAAGGACUUUGUUUGGUUGCCUUUUGCCAGCUACCUCGACUUAUAAAGUAUUCUCAAGUUGUUCAGCUGUCUCACCACUCUGCCACGUUGUUUUGGAGUCUGAAGAGAUUCACUUUUUGUUUGUGAUCAUCCGCAUGCCAGUAUGUUUUGUUUUGUUUUUUGCUAUGACACCUGACAGACAGACGGACUCCAGAAGAUGCAAUGAACCCAUCCCUGCAUCCUCAGUCGGGACAGUUUUUAUUUUACACUACAACCAAACCAAUUCUCAAAAGCAAAGCGUGAUUUUCUGCAAAGGAGUCUGUGGUUUCUCUCUCUCUCUCUCUUUCUGUCUGUUGCGUUGUUGUUCCCUAUAAACCUCCACCUCUCUGUCUCUUUCUCUGUCUCCAUCAGCCUGUUUGGUCGUUUUAUUUUUUUAUUUUCAGUCAUACAAAAAAAAUGGAAUUGUAUCGCAUGACUUAUAAAUGCAGGGAGUUUUAUUGCACAAAAAAAUGCGGAGCCUUGCGCGCCCCCAGUGUUUGUACGGGGUAACUGCAGGAGCCAAGGCUUUGGAAUAGUUACUACUACUGAGCAGGACCCUAAUACUGUUGGACGAUGAAGACUUAAAGACAAAAAAAUCACAUGACUGUUGCAGGAGGUCACAGAAAAGGAAAAAAAAAAAAUGGUUCCAUCAACUUGCCUGCUGCAUUUUUGAAAGUCAUGGCACCCUAACAUUUGUAUCGAUGCUGCUUGUAUGUUUUUCUUUUUUUUUUUGUUCAUGUUGACGUUGUUGUUGUUGUUGUUUUUUUAAAAAGCCUACUGCUCAAAUGGCCAACAGUUGUGUAGAAGCUUCACAGCAGCACUAGUUCACCUCAUGAGAAGCUGCUGAGAGUGUGUGAGUGAAUAUUUUCUUUUUGUCUUUUUAAAAUUGAAGUGUGUGUUUGUGUGCGUGUGCUUCUCAUGAGGCUCCGUGCCGCUGCAUUGAACAGUCGUCCAGACUGAGAACUUCCCAUUUUUCAACAACCACAAUUAACAGAAGCGAUAGAUCCACCACAUCAAGGUAUAGAUUGGUUAUCAGGCAACAAAUGAAAUAUGCAUCGCUUGUCUUAAACUUGAUUUUUUUUUUUGUUUGAAUAUUGCACUGAUGACUGUUGUUGAAACGUUGGCUUUUAUGUGUCAACAUUUUUAAUUUUUUUCUGAAUAGAAAAAAAAACAAACACAACAAAAUACUAUUGUAUAAAUAUAUGCUCCAGGUGAUAAUGUCCUAAUGUGUGUGUCACUUUGUGGAAAAAAAGAACAUGAUGUUUUUUCUUUUUGACAAAGAUGCGUGUAUCUCUGUGAUUGGGUGUAUGUAUAUAUACAUAUGGAUAUAUAUAUAUCAACGCUGAUGAUGAUGAUAUCUUGGGGCACUUUCUUUUCUGAAGUGCUGUCUUCCUGUUUUUUUUUAAAGGGGAAUAAUACAUUUGAUGGUAAGAUCAUUGUAACAUGAUUAAAAAUUGCACGGUUGUGUGGUCGUCUGGCUCACGAGGGUCAUAACAUUUAUGAUGUAAGGGGCCAGCUGCCGGAUUGGUGUACAUGAGUGAGAUGAUUUUUGUUUUUUUAAUAAAAAAUAAAAAAAAGUGCUGACUUCUUUGGACCAAGUUGUGUUUCUGGUCUUGCUUCAUUUCAAGCAGGAGAGAAACGGCAGAUUUUUUCAUGAGUGAUGCAGAUGUUCCAUCGUGUUUCAUUUUUGUUUGUUUGUUUGUUUGUAUUCUUUUAUUUUUGAACGUUUGUAACACUGUGAUGAUGACGUGACGUCAUGUGGAGAUGAGUGCUGUAUUAUUUUUGUACGUUUGUGUACAAGCCAGUAAAGAAAUCAUUAAACUCA
Messenger RNA from Hippoglossus stenolepis (Pacific halibut), 4334 nucleotides. It is a transcript of the gene nrarpa, whose product is annotated as NOTCH regulated ankyrin repeat protein a. Bases 687 to 1025 code for a protein of 112 amino acids. Lineage: Eukaryota; Metazoa; Chordata; Actinopteri; Pleuronectiformes; Pleuronectidae. Gene Ontology annotation, cellular component: cytoplasm. The transcript has 2 exons. The record is from RefSeq and is a predicted model, not a curated record. Gene Ontology annotation, molecular function: phosphatase regulator activity; enzyme inhibitor activity; protein binding.